AUGGAGAUCGUCAUCGUAACCGUGUUAAUGAUUUUGACGGUACAAACCUGCCAUAGUGCAAACCAACAACGUUUCAUGAAAACGUUAUACUUGGCUGAAACUCGAGCUUUACUGAAUAAAGUCAUUCAGUGGAAGACGGUAUCAUCUCCAGUGAUAUGUGGGAGAGACUGCUCCAUGAACCCAAACUGUGGCUCAUUCAUCUAUCACAUCAAGAAACGUUUUUGUGUAUUGAAUAAUGCCAGCAGAGCUCAAAGCGCAGACGACUUCGUUGAGUUGCAAGGAAGUUUGUACUAUGAUGACAAUAUGAACAACCCUUCGUUUUCAGCACCCAUCAUUGAAAGUUACAGCAGUUGUUUGAUAAUGUUUCAAGCUGGUUACCGUGACACUGGAAUAUUAUACACAAUAUACCCAAAAAGUCUAACUCAUGGUUUACAAGUUUACUGUGAUAUGGAUACAGAUGGAGGAGGCUGGAUCGUGUUCCAGAGGCAACAAAUCGGCUCUGUUAACUUUUACCGUAACUGGGCUGAUUACCAAUCGGGGUUCGGUGAUCUGCAAAAAGAGUUGUGGUUAGGGAAUGAUAUCCUGCGUGACCUCACUGGGUCAGGUCAAUGGGAGCUCAGAGUAGAUAUGGAAUAUUGGCAGUCCAGGAUCGCUUGGGCUUUAUGGUGA
This is a messenger RNA of Asterias rubens (European starfish), 669 nucleotides long. RefSeq names its product angiopoietin-2-like. Bases 1 to 669 code for a protein of 222 amino acids. The record is from RefSeq and is a predicted model, not a curated record. The transcript has a single exon. NCBI's taxonomy places the organism in Eukaryota, Metazoa, Echinodermata, Asteroidea, Forcipulatida, Asteriidae.